Caenorhabditis auriculariae is the source of this 2658-nucleotide messenger RNA. Lineage: Eukaryota; Metazoa; Nematoda; Chromadorea; Rhabditida; Rhabditidae. The record is from the annotation of a GenBank genome assembly.
GAGAACAUGACCAAAUUAUUUUCUCAGUCCGUUUUAAAGUUGGUUUUUUCUGGUCUAAUUUCAAAACAUAGGUAAUUACAGGCUGUUAGAACUUUCAAAAGACGUUCCACCGGAUAGUGUUGACCCCAACACCUUGUGGGUUCCAGAUGAAGCGGUCGGUUACCGACUCUGCACCAUCAUUGACAAUGGUGUGUACGACGUCUUGGUCGGGUUCCGAGACGAGCAGGGCUUUUUUGAAAAGGUGUGAAAAUUAUAUUCUACAUCUGCAAUUUUUGUUUUGUUAGAACAAUCAAUAACCUAAUGCAACUUUUUCGAAAACGUUAAUUUCAGAAACGAGUUGACAAAUUGCUUUGUGAAGCGCCGAGUUUCAACACGAACAAGGACGAUUUAUGCACUCUGACUGAGCCAAAUGCAGCCACAGUACUGGAGACUCUCGCCAAGCGAUAUUCACACGGAAUAAUUCACGUAGACAGUUUUUUUUUCUUGUUCUAAGGAGGGAGAGUCACAUUUCAGACGUAUUGUGGCCCGUUUUGCGUAGUGGUAAAUCCGUGGAAACCUCUGCCGCCUUUGUACACCGAGGAAGUGAUGACUGAGUAUGCCCAUUGCGGCGGCGAUUUGCCUCCUCACGUUUACGCGAUAGCCCAAAAUGCUUUCAAUGGCAUUGAGCGAGGUUUCAUUUUUUUGCUUGCAAAAUGUUGAAGUGAAAAAUUUGAACUUGAGGUGGCAUGAAUCAAUCGAUAUUAAUCACGUGAGUCCAAGAUAUCCUUUGAUCAUUUGAACACCUUUUCCGAAAAUUAAAAAGUAAAAAAAAAGUCUAGUGGCGAGUCUGGAGCUGGGAAAACGGAAAACACAAAAAAAAUUAUCGACUUCAUCUUGCACGCUGCGUGCUCUGGUGGAGAUCGUCGUCGAAUCGCCGAAUGUGUCGUUACCAGUGGUCAGCUACUCGAAGCUUUUGGCAACGCAAAAACGACUCACAAUAGCAACAGCUCGCGAUUUGUAAUUUUUUUUCUCUCGAUCGAAUAAAAGAAUAAAAAAAUAAGUUAUUUUUUUCAGGGAAAAAUUCAUCCGGAUAGAGUUUGAUGAAGAAGCGCGACUGCUUGGUGCCAAAAUAGAAUGCUGUUCGUUUUCUUUUCUCUCACACGCUGGCUACUUUUUUGUUUUUUUUUUUUUUUUUUGCAGACCUUUUGGAAAAGUCGCGAGUGGUCAACCAAAACGAGGGCGAGCGUAACUUUCACAUUUUCUACCAAGUGCUAUCCAACUUUUUCGACGUGCCGCACAAGAAGUUUCUCAAGCUGACCAAAAGACUAGAAGAGUACAAGUUUCUGAGAACAAUGAAGAUUGAGAAAACUGUUGACGACCGAGAAGGAGCUCGAAUUUCAAAUGCAAGUUACCAGUUCUGUUCAUUGCUUUUUUAUGCUCCAAAAACUUUCAGCGCAAUGGAGAAAAUAUAAUAAAAGAAGAACUAAGGAGCUUUUUUUUCCAACAUUUUCGAACACGAACUUAUUCUUUUUUUUUGCAGGAAUGUUUCUCCAAACUCGGCAUGUCCGAGGAGGAACAACGGCUUGUGCUGCAAGUUCUGUCGGCAAUUCUGCAAAUUGGAAACUUGAAAUUUGGCGAGCGAACUGGUCUCGACAUAAGCUUUAUCGAGGACGACACGGGUACGUUUGUUUUCGAGAAGAACGGGGCGAAUGAACGCGUCAUGUGUUACGUGCGUGACUUGCCCACAUGAUGAUGAUGAUAGAAAAAUAAAUUUUUUUUUUGAAAAACUGAUAAGAAAGAGAAAAAAAUUAUUAAUCUUUAGAACCUGAAAUCAUCGCCGAGCUUCUCGAAUUAAAAACAUCAAAACUCGUCGACGCCUUGACGCAACCCACUAUCAAAGUACACGACAAGCUCAUUAGAAAGAAUCAAAAUUUGCAAAAAGUAAUCAAUUACCGAUUUGUGUAGAAGAUGAACUUCAUAACUCAAACAUAGACAGUCUUUUCUGCAUGUGCCAUGGCCAAAGUCCUCUACGAGCGUUUGUUUGGCUGGAUUGUCAAAAAGUGCAACGAUGUCUUAACCUCCGAAUCUUCAAAUGUUGAACCAGGUAAAAGCUGUGUGAUAAAAACAUAUUUAUUAUGUGAAAUCUUCAUAGACGUCAAAAGUCGCCGGUUUAUUGCCGUAUUGGACAUUGCUGGCUUCGAAAUAAUUCAGGUUCUGGAAAUAAAAUGUCCAAAAUUGACAAAAUUAACGCGCAGAGCAAUUCUUUCGAACAGUUUUGCAUCAACUACACUAAUGAGCGCCUUCAACAGUUUUUCAACCACUUCAUGUUUGUCAAGGUGAGAAUUUAGAGUCCGUUAAAACAACGCCAUUUAAGGAGCAAACCGACUAUCUCGAGGAAGGCGUGAAAUGGGCGAACUUCGAUUUUGCCAACGAUCUUGAAGAAACUAUUAGUCUAAUUGAGAAGGUUUUUCAAAUUUUUCACGAAAAUUUUUUUAAAAAAAUUUUUUUGAGAUUUUUAUUAAGGUUUGUCACAAAAUACUUCUUUUCUAGCCACUUUUAUCGCUGCUCGAAGAAGAGUGCCUCGUGCCGAACGGAAACGACAUGUCUUUGCUGGAAAAGUUUGCAGCAAGCAUGGCGACCAACUCCAAUUUCGCCAAGGCCAAGCAAUCGCAAAAGUAA